AUGCAGCGGAUUCACGCACUAGCUAGUCGUCCCGACCUUAGCAACGCCUCUGUCAACGAUAUGCGCGAGUUGAUGCACAAAGAGCUCCUGAUGGCCCCCAUCAUGCAUCUUUGUGUUGUUCAGUCCAUGGGUGGUGACCACAAGCUAGGGUUACAUGUGGCCUGUGCCUGCUUUGCCUUGGGUGGUGCCAUUAUGGAAGUCACAGCAAAAUUGAUGAUCAUGGGAGCCUUUAAUGCUGCUGAUUGGGUGUCAGUUGCAUUUACCUUGGAAAACUGGCACACUAAAGGUGACAAGGUUACAUGGCAAUCAUUGGAAGUAUCAUGGACUCUGUGGGUCCAUGCUGUGGAAUAUCUUCCACUUUCAUUCAUGUUCUUCUGUAUCUUUUGGUCUGUGAAUAUCAUGGGCAAUUUCAUUGGAACGGCCAUGGGAGGAUUUGCCUUCUUUAUUGGAAUUCUGUCCAUGGACGAUUUUGUGGCCUAUGUGCUCAGCUUCAAGUUCUGGGCAACAGCAUCCUUGAUUGGACGCAUCUUUUUUGUGGCCAAUCGAGUCAUUUUGAUCCCCUUUUUCUUUGUCUUGCUGUCUUGGAAAUUGCCUCCUGCCACCCGAGCUCGCCUGCAGGUUGAACAAAGCAAGGGAAGUGGUGUGUCCAUGCCCACAACUGGAGAUGAGAGGCAUAUUGAUUAG
Messenger RNA from Seminavis robusta, 684 nucleotides. Lineage: Eukaryota; Bacillariophyta; Bacillariophyceae; Naviculales; Naviculaceae. The record is from the annotation of a GenBank genome assembly.